AUGCAAGAAAUGCUAUGCGUAGAAAUUGAAAAGUAUCCGUGUCUUUACGAUAAAAGCAGACCUGAAUACAAGGACUCUAUAAAACGUGAAAACGCAUGGCAAGCUAUUGCUCGAACCCUGACACUUCACGCGGAAGAGUGCAAAAACCAGUGGAGGACCAUCCGUGACAGAUAUGCCCGAGAAAAUCGGCAUCUAAAAGAUGAUGGACCCAGAAGCGGUGCCGGCGUUGAUGAAGUUGUCACUUCAAGAUCGGCCCUGUACAAGUAUUUGGGGUUCCUCAAGUCCCAUUUCAAGAGCAAAAGGCUAAUGGAACAGAACACUGUGGACGACGGGAACACUUCGGAGCAUCACAGUAGAGCCACUCCAGAAGGUGUCUACACCACAGAGUGUUAG
Messenger RNA from Ornithodoros turicata, 393 nucleotides. RefSeq lists its product as uncharacterized. Lineage: Eukaryota; Metazoa; Arthropoda; Arachnida; Ixodida; Argasidae. The transcript is spliced from 3 exons. Bases 1 to 393 code for a protein of 130 amino acids. The record is from RefSeq and is a predicted model, not a curated record.